AUGGCAGACGUCGUGAAGAGCAUCCUGGGAACACACCAUCUCCAGCCAAUUGAUCUUAUCGACCUUCCAAUUGUCGAUGAAAGCUUUUGUUUCUGGGGUGUCUACCUGGAUGUCGUACUCAAGAACGACACAGACCUCGUCGAGGGUGUUUACCUUGGCUCCAGUCUGGGGUACAAAGGUGUGGCCUGCAAAGACGAUGUCACUCCACACUUCCGAACAGUCUCACUAUUUGAAGUGACCCGUGGCAACGCGGUUGCAUCAAUUCUCGCUGAGCACGGGCUUAUGAUAUACCUCUCAACAGUGGCAUGGGCAUACCCCAAUCAGCUGAAUCUCUUUCACGAAAGCAGGAAUGGAAUCCAAGGUCUUCCUGACUUCAGUGACAUCGGUCUGAACAGGGCCCUACCCUUAGCCCAAAAUCAACAUUGGUUACCUUGCAAUAGGACCAUUUAUCAAGGAUGGCUGAAUGGAAAAAACCAAGAGGACCAAGUUUUAAAUGUGGCCGCCCAUUCACCAAUCUGCCAGAUGAAAAGAGAUGGAAAGGCUUUUUCGAAGCGAGACGUUGCGCUGCCUGUUGGCUCCAUUGAUGUAAGCACAAGGAGAACUGCCCCGAUCUCAUUACUGACGCAAGGAUGCACGAGGUCUUUGGUUGGCUGGGGCAACCCUAAUGUAUGUGGGAAUCCAGCAUGCGAAGAGCCAAGAACUCCUGCAAAUAUGCGCAAAUUUCGUUUUUGGGGUCAGGAUAUGCGAUGCGCAGGUUGUUACCUGCAUCUAAGAACUCACGGCAGCGAUAACAAUAGCCCGAAAUAUGGGCAGACGGCGGCGGGUCAUCGCAAGUGGGUAGAGAAGGGGCACGACGAUGUCUAUGGAACAUGUCGUGUACCUAGCCAGAUUGAUAGCCACCUCGUUGGAGGGAAAGGCUGGAAGGCAGCAUCUAAAUACCCGGCCUGCGCUCGCAAGCCAACCAAGAAAGAAGAUGAGGAGUGGAGGGAGCUGUAUGGGGAUAUCAGCGCAAUAUGUGGUGUAGACCGCGAGUAUACCAUUUUCAUAAUGCGCCGCACGGAGAAGAGGGCUUGUGCUCUCCUCCAAACCAGGAAAAAAGGGGAUAAAACAUCUGACGAGGUCGAUGAAGGCGCCUCCCAAGACUAG
Molecule: messenger RNA, 1146 nt
Organism: Fusarium mangiferae
Lineage: Eukaryota; Fungi; Ascomycota; Sordariomycetes; Hypocreales; Nectriaceae
Exons: 2
Coding region: 1-1146 (381 amino acids)
Source: RefSeq, a predicted model, not a curated record